Messenger RNA from Paralichthys olivaceus (Japanese flounder), 1723 nucleotides. Its product is annotated as probable 2-ketogluconate reductase. The record is from RefSeq and is a predicted model, not a curated record. Lineage: Eukaryota; Metazoa; Chordata; Actinopteri; Pleuronectiformes; Paralichthyidae. Gene Ontology annotation, molecular function: oxidoreductase activity, acting on the CH-OH group of donors, NAD or NADP as acceptor; NAD binding.
CACUGUGCAGAAGACACAUCCAGACACAUGCAGUGUUACCACAGGAACUGAUAACUCGAAGAAAACUUCUCCCAAAAAAAUCAAUCAAUUGAUGAGAACAGCUAACUAAAGAUCAGCUUCUUAUAUGGAAGGUCAUAUUUGAGCAUAGAGCAGCUGAACAUCUUACUCUACCUGCUCCCUCCCAAUCCACAGAGUGGACUCCAGAGUCAGAAAGCAGCACGGCUGAGAGAAGAAUGAGAAGUCUCUUCUAUAUCCGGUGUGUGAGGAAACUUUGGGGCUCAACUCAAGCAUCCCGGACACUUAAAUGGACAAACCUGCACACAUCUGUACACCGACUGCAACAUAAAAAGGUUAUGGACGAGGACAAACCCUGGGCUCUGAUCUCGGAGGUGGGCGAGCAGGGUUUCCUGGAAGAAGUCACAGAUGUAAUGAAACAGCACUUCCACAUCGUCUGCCACAGAGACUUUUCACAGAACCCUCUGCUGUACGGUGAUAAAAUCCAGGCCGUGUUCGUGUGGAAUACUCAUCCUGCAGCUGAGCCUUCACUGCUCACCUCAUUACCAUCUCUGAAGGUGGUCGCCAACGGAGGAGUGGGCAUCGACCACCUGGAUGUGCCGUACAUCUCCAGCCUCGGGGUGAAGGUGACCAACACGCCCGGCAUCGUGAGCAAUGCCACUGCUGACAUGGCCAUGGCUCUGCUGCUGGCAUCGGCACGGAGGGUUGUUGAAGGUCACCAAGUAGCCGUCGACCCCAAGACGAGCCAUUUACCACUGUGCAUGAUGGGAUUUGAAGUCACAGGGGCCACUCUGGGGAUCAUUGGAAUGGGAGACAUCGGAUACAAAAUAGCUCAGAGGAGCAAAGGAUUUGACAUGAAGAUCUUGUAUCACAACAGGAACAGAAGGAGCGUUGAGGAUGAGCGAGCUGUGGGAGCCAGUUACUGUCAGAACAUGGACGACCUGCUGAAAGAGUCGGACUUUGUGAUGCUGGCGGUCAACCUGACCCCUGAGACCACCGGUCUGAUCAGCCACAGACAGCUUUCCCUCAUGAAACGCACGGCGACGCUGGUCAACAUCAGCAGAGGUCUGGUUGUGGACCAGGACGCUUUGGUUAAAGCUCUGCAGUGUGGGACGAUCAGAGCGGCUGCGUUAGACGUGACUCAUCCGGAACCUUUACCAAGGGAUCAUCCUCUACUCACUCUUCCUAACGUGCUGAUCACCCCACACGUCGGCACCAACACUCACAUGACAACCAGACGGAUGGUGCAGAGGAUGGUAGAAAACGCUGUGGCUGCAGUGAAAGGCCAACCUAUCCCCAAUGAAGUCAAGCCAAAAUGAGAGUACAUCAUUUGUCUGAGUGUAGAAGCACUGAAUUGUUGGUAUUAGGGUCUCGACUAAGAAAAGUAACAUAAAAAAUAAUUAAAAGUAAAAUUACUUCCUCGUGUUUAUUAAUUAAGAAAAUUGAUUUAUCAACUCAAAUCACUUUUCUUAGAUUAAGUGUUUGAUAUAAACUAACAUCCGUCCAUUAUCUUUAAGGGUUGCAGGGAGUCCUGACAUGAAGACUUUAAUGUUUAAUGUAGAUUAAAACUAUUUUUAUUAAAUGACUGUUACAAUCAUAUGUCAAGUUUGUAUGUUAACUGUAACACAAAAACACAUUUAGACUUAGUUCCUUGAUAUUUUGUCUUUACAAUAAAAACACAAUCUGUCGUGUCAGAUCCUCACAAUUA